AUGUCCGUGUUAAAUGCGUAUCUCAACCCUCUGACCUAUCUGAACACCUCUAUUGGUACCACAAAGCUUGAUAACCUUCUCAUGCAAAGCUGGUUAUUCCCUGCCCUUGUGGCACUCGCAAUUGCAGGGCGUCUACUUCUCUCCAUCUAUUCCACUUGGCAUCAUGCCCAGAAAGCUAGCAGGAUAGGCUGUGGAGAAGUCCCUCUCUACUCCAGCCAGGACCCUUUCGGUAUUUCCACCCUCCUCGAGACACUUGACGCAGCGAGAGAGAAGCUGCUCCCACAACUGGCAGAGAGGAGGAUGACUUUCCUAUCCCGCAAGCAUGACAGAUACGUUUCAACCUUUCGUAUGUGCCAGGCUGGUCGGGAGAACAUGUUCACGGCAGAUCCCAAGAAUAUCCAGGCUAUGCUGGCGACUCAGUUCAAGGAUUUCGGUUUGGGUGAUAUGCGUCGUAAUGUAGCGAAUCCAGUUGUUGGUCAUGGAAUCUUUACUACUGAUGGCGAGAGUUGGUCACGUUCUCGAUCACUGCUACGGCCUCAGUUUACGCGAGAUCAGAUUGGCAAUCUUGAUAGGGAAGAACGUCAUGUUCACAAUGCGUUGUGUGCCAUUCCGAUGCUAUCGGACGGCUGGUCCUCCGCAGUGAAUAUUCAGGCCAUCUUCUUUCGUCUUACCCUUGACUCGGCCACAGAGUUCCUCUUCGGUAAAAGCUGCGAUAGCCAGGUUGCUGCUAUGCAACAGGAAGCGGGACCAGCCCCGGAUGAUACUUUUCUCUACGGGUUUGACCGGUGCAUGUGGUAUCUUGCGGAGCGAAUCCGGUUCGACCGGCUCUACUGGGUCAUCUACAAUCAGGAGUUUCGGAAGUGCAUUGACAUUGUGCACGCCUUCGUGGACCAGUAUGUUCACUCUGCUCUGAAGCAGGUGCAGCAGCAGGAAGAGCAACCCCAGGGCAUCAAAAAGGUUCCCUCGCAGUAUAUCUUCCUGAAUGCCCUGACUGGUACUACUAAAGACCCCGUCAGGCUGCGCGAUGAGUCUCUAAACGUCCUCCUAGCAGGCCGUGACACAACGGCUUCUCUACUGAGCUGGACGAUUCUCCUUCUCGCACGACACCCGCACAUCUUCUCAAGACUUCGAAGCGAUAUCCUCGAGCAAUUUGGGACCUACGAACUGCCUCGGAACAUGGACUUUGCGUCUUUGAAAUCAUGCCAGUACCUUCAGCAUUUUCUCAACGAAGUCCUUCGUCUCUACCCGGUCGUACCCUUGAACCGCCGUUGCGCGACAAAGGAUACUACGCUUCCUCGUGGCGGCGGGAAAGAUGGUACCUCCCCGAUCUACAUUCGCAAGGGCCGUACAGUCAUGUACAGCACCUAUGUCCUGCACCGUCGAAAAGAUAUUUGGGGCGAGGAUGCUGAAAUCUUCAAUCCGGACCGGUGGGUCGGCCGGAAGGUCACCUGGGAGUAUAUACCGUUCAAUGGGGGACCCAGAACGUGCAUUGGUCAGCAGUUUGCAUUGAUGAGGUCGAGUUAUGUGCUGGUGAGAUUGUUGCAGAGGUAUGAUAAGAUUGAGGAUGUGCAAUCUGAGAGAGAAAUCCGGUAUAGUGUUUCCCUUACUUCUUGUCCGGCUGAUCCGGUGACUGUCAGAUUUCAUCAGGCGGAGGUGGAGGGUUGA
This is a messenger RNA of Penicillium canariense, 1665 nucleotides long. RefSeq names its product cytochrome P450. The record is from RefSeq and is a predicted model, not a curated record. The transcript has 2 exons. Gene Ontology annotation, molecular function: oxidoreductase activity, acting on paired donors, with incorporation or reduction of molecular oxygen, reduced flavin or flavoprotein as one donor, and incorporation of one atom of oxygen; iron ion binding; heme binding. NCBI's taxonomy places the organism in Eukaryota, Fungi, Ascomycota, Eurotiomycetes, Eurotiales, Aspergillaceae. The coding region runs from base 1 to 1665 and encodes 554 amino acids.